AUGCAAGAACCGCGCGGCGAUCUUUUUGUAGGGGACAUCGACUUUGCAGACUUUCAAAAUGUUGCAGAGUCUGAAACAAUCUCUCCGGGCAUUCUGCAGACAUCAACUGCCCCUCCAAAAAUCGGUAAUCGCUUUUCUUCCGAGUCUGUCAAGAUCUUGAGGAAUUGGUUCGCCGCGCAUGAAAGGCAUCCGUAUCCUACCAUCCAAGAUGUUCAGGAUCUUCAAGAGCAGACUAGUCUGAAUCGACAGCAGGUCACAAAUUGGUUUGCGAAUGCGAGACGAAGAGCAAAGGUUCACUUAUCACGACCGACUUCGCCAAUGUUUCGGAAUGAUGAUUCGGGGAACUCUUCAGGCCAUCAUACGCCAAUUGAUACACCUCGUCGACGUGCGACCCCUGCGCCAUUCGAACAUAUGAAUCCGCUUCAGCGAUGGGCGAAUUCACCACCAGAACAUGAGGCUGCAACUGUUGAUGACAUCUCUAGAGCUGUUGCUGCUUUCUCAACUCGACAGGGAAGAUCACGAAGCCAUGGGUCUUCAAUAAGCAGUAGAGGGACUUCAGUGUCAAGUCAUGACUCUGGUUCUUACAGUUCUGCCCAUUCAAGACAAUCAUCGACGUCAUUUGACAUUUUCAAACGGCACAGUCGAAGACGACGAACAAAGAUGAGAAAAGAAGUCAGGACAAAUCUCCUCCAAGCGCAGAAUACAUAUCAGUGUACUUUCUGCACGGAGACCUUUAAAACAAAGUACGAUUGGCAGCGUCACGAAAAGUCUCUUCAUUUAUCGCUGGAAAACUGGGUUUGUUCACCAAAAGGACCUACGGCGAUACAUCCAGAAGAGGGGCUUCUUUGUGUAUUCUGUGGCGUCAAGAAUCCCGACAAAACGCAUCUGGAUGGACAUAAUCAGAGUGCCUGUAUCGAAAGACCCAUUGAAGAACGAACAUAUCAUCGAAAAGACCACCUACAGCAACAUUUGAGAUUAGUUCACAUGUCCAAGUUUCUCAAGUGGCCGAUGGAUGAUUGGAAAGUCAUGACGCAGGAGGUCAAAUCAAAAUGUGGAUUUUGUGGCAUUAAUCUUACGACUUGGGCUAGCAGAGUCGAUCAUUUGGCGGAUCAUUUCAAAGCUGGGAGUACCAUGGAGCAUUGGAAGGGCGAUUGGGGGUUUGAGGGGAAGGUCAUUGAGAGGAUUGACAACGCAAUGCCUCCUUACCUCAUUCACCACGAACGAAACUCUCCUCUUCCAUUUGCAGCCACAAAAGGUCCUGCAGAUACACCAACAAGUGCAUACGAACUCAUCAAACUUGAACUAGAGUAUUACAUGCGAAAUCGGCAUCAACACAUAAUGCCACCAGAUCCUGAACUUCACUUUGAAGCAUGUUCAGUAAUUCUCGGAGCAGAAAUAUCAUCCCCAAACCCAGCAUCGUUAUCUCCCUCGUGGUUAUGGGACAUCUUCAUGUCAGCUGCUGAAAUCGCCAACCACGCUAGACUUCGACCAACGAAGCAAUUAGCAGAGGGACGUCUAAGUCAGUUAAAGAUCAACGGAAAGGGAAAUAUCUUUGAGAAUUGUGAGCUGGAGGCGGCGCUGCAACAGUAUAUGACUGCUCAUACUUCUAUGGGGCAUUUCCCAACGGAUUCCGAACUACAGCAAGAGGCGUGUAAUGUUUUGAAUCGGACAGAGACUUCUUCGCCGAAUCCGUCCAGGAGGUUUUUGGACUUUUUGAUGAGGCUUGUUUGGAGUUCGACGCUUUGGUUGGAACCCUUCCGACAGAGGGCCGAAACUCUUGUGGCUUUGGCGAAUGAGUCUGUUAAUGAUUCGUAUUUUCUAUGGGGUCAGACAGAUACUGCCGUGCCUUUGGAUGCUUCAAUGGAGCUGGAUAUGUUGCAGCCUUGGGUCGAGAAUCGAUCUCUGUCUCCAGAAGGAGUACCGGAAAUACCAGCGAUUUCAAUGCACAGCACGUCAGAAUCAAGGGCACUGAUACGAGAUAAAGUACGAACAGCAACACCAUUCUUUAUCAACGAUAAUAACAGUUAUCGUCGAUUGAAGCGGGAGUUAUCACGAUUCGUCAUGACGACAAUGUCUCCCAACAAUCCAAACCGUCAUAUCCCAAGCGAUGAUGAACUCAAGUAUCAAGCACGAUGGAUAUUAUACGACGAGUACGUUCCCCAAUACGUAAAGUUCAUUGACUAA
This is a messenger RNA of Fusarium redolens, 2184 nucleotides long. RefSeq lists its product as uncharacterized. The transcript is spliced from 2 exons. Bases 1 to 2184 code for a protein of 727 amino acids. Gene Ontology annotation, molecular function: RNA polymerase II cis-regulatory region sequence-specific DNA binding; DNA-binding transcription factor activity, RNA polymerase II-specific. Gene Ontology annotation, biological process: regulation of transcription by RNA polymerase II. Lineage: Eukaryota; Fungi; Ascomycota; Sordariomycetes; Hypocreales; Nectriaceae. The record is from RefSeq and is a predicted model, not a curated record.